GACGUUUCUCAAUGUUCAACAUCAGAAUGCAAUCCGCUCAAUUCCCUGUACGACGUCGGACAAUUCACAUAAAAGGAGGGACCACAGGCUCAAUGCAAUAUGACCCCUAAUAGUAUCAGAGAUGACGGAGAUCAUCUUCUUUCCGAUGAUACGAUAUCUCACACGAGCAUUGGAAAAAGAUCUCGUGACCAAAUGGAGCGACCACACAAGAUACCAAACUCUAUCAAGUCAUGUAAUGAAUGUAGGCAGCAGAAACUUGGAUGUAAUGUUGAAAAGGACCCCUUCAAGCCUUGUUGCAGAUGUACCCGUCUUGGUAUCGAAUGCAAAUUAGACUCUGAUUUCAAAAGAGUGGCAAAAAGACACAAACAUGCGGAAAUGCAGAAGGAAAUAGAGGAGCUAAAAGAAUUGGUCGCAAAACAAGCAGCACUACUUGCUGUAGCAAACUCCCCUGAUAAUUUUGGAAAGGAGAACAACGCGUCGUCUUCUACAGACUCGAAACCAAAAGAUCAAAGGAUUGAUGAUAUUUUAGUAUCCGGUGAACAACUUGCUUUUCUGUUCGAUCAGUACUUUUCGCGAUAUCACCAUAUAUGUCCCAUUCUUGAUCCUAGUCAAACAUGUGAUCAGACCUUUGCUCAAGACCCAGUACUUGGAUGGGGAAUUGUCCUUGUAUCAGCUAGACGUUACCCCCAAGAUCCUACCUUGGUACUCAACUUGUCGAAAGCAUACAUGAAAUCUUUGUGGAACUCUAUAUCUGAUAUGCCUCAAAGAUCAUCAUCUAUAAAAGCUCUGGCAUUAUUAUGUACUUGGCCUGUACCUUUGAUACGAGGUUUCACCAAAAGUAGAAAUGAUAAAGCUUCAGCUACUAUGGGACUGAGUGAAUUAGAUCCGACCUGGAUGUUGAGUGGAAUCAUGAUGCAAAUUUCUCUCCAAACUGGAAUGCAUCGACCCCGUCAUGCACAAGAUUUUCUUAAGCAGACAAGAGAUGUCUCGGACGCUGAAUUGAGUGAUAGGAAAUUGACAUGGGCGUUAUGUAACAUUGUCUCCCAGAGUGUUUCGACUGCAAAUGGCCAACCUACAAUAACCAUCUAUGAUUGGGGACUAGGAGAUGGCCUUGAACAAGAUUCCGAAAUUCUUCCACCAGGCAUUAAACAACGGUUAAAAAUUGAGAAAUUUUGUCAGAAAGUCUCGAAAACAUUAUAUGGAAAUAGCUCUGAGAUGACAGGAGUCUUAUCUAACAUCGAUGAACAAAUUUCAGUAACUAAUAUGCUCGAACAUCAAUACCAACAAUUAGAGUCCGAGAGUGUUACGUUCUCAUCACUUAAUAAGCUAUAUUUACUUGCCGCUCGACUUCAUUUGCACACCUUUGCUUUUUAUGUCCCCGAAUUCUCACCAAACCACUUAACCGCCAUUUCUUCGGCAUACAAUUCUGCCACAAGAUUUAUUCAAGCACUUCUGGACUACGAUCUUCAUUCCGAAGCAAUCCUUCCUUAUUGCUCGUAUUACAUCCUCAAAAAUCUGAUAUGCGCAUCGUGUGUUCUCCUAAAGAUAUUAAACACCACAUAUGCCAUGCAAUUCGAUAGUACGCAAGGGAGAUCCCUCUUCAAUGCCGCGAUCUUGGCGUUGAGAUCUACAAGCUUAGCUACAAAUGACUUUUCGGAUCGCAUCGCUGAGGCACUGGCCAGAAUGUGGAGGAGUGCUGGGUCAGGGGAUUUGAACCGAAGGCGCGAGGACUUUUCCCCUAUAGAUAUAAAAAUUCAAUCUAGAAUGUCUAUAAGCCAUGUUCAUGAUUGCUUUCUACGUUGGAGAAAAACAAUUAAUCCCCCAGCGACUGUAAAAACUAUCCCAGAUACCAAUAGCAAUGGCCCCAUGAAUAGUUCCGAUACCUCAUACAACAAUAUGAAUGGUGAUGUUAUGCAACAAGAUCAAAACGCCACUGCAACCUAUUUCCAGCCUGGAUCUUUAGAAGAAGCGAUGAAUUUUCCACCUAUGAUUGCGGAUUUUGAUUUGCUGAAUUCACUGGAUUGGAAUUUCGAUGAGAAUUUACUUGCCACUUGGACAUGAGUGAGUACGCUCGCCGUGUGAUGGCGUAUCUAUACAAAAAUCACUCUUGGGACUCUCCACUGCGAUGAAGAUGCAGGUGUCAGCUUCCGAGUCAAUUCGAAGAGCUGUAGGAACUGGUUCCGGCUUCAUGUUUAGGAUAAGAUGAGUGCAUGGGGAGGCCGAGGACUUUGAUAGCUCAAGGGUUAUCAUCUAAUAUAUGGGAAGAUAAGGAGUGAACGAAUGGAGGUGGCAUCAUGGAAUAAUCUCCAAGAACUUCUACUAUUACCUGUCCGGACUUUAAAUUUAUAUCCACAAAAGUCGCGGAUUCAAGACACCGCGAAGUACGAGCCGAGAAAUUGCUCCAUUGUUAUCAUUUGAUUGGCAGUCACAUAUUCAAAAAUUCAAACAAAUAUAAUCA
Messenger RNA from Botrytis cinerea B05.10, 2458 nucleotides. RefSeq lists its product as hypothetical. Gene Ontology annotation, molecular function: DNA-binding transcription factor activity, RNA polymerase II-specific; transcription cis-regulatory region binding; zinc ion binding. Bases 100 to 2061 code for a protein of 653 amino acids. Lineage: Eukaryota; Fungi; Ascomycota; Leotiomycetes; Helotiales; Sclerotiniaceae. Gene Ontology annotation, cellular component: nucleus. The transcript is spliced from 7 exons. The record is from RefSeq and is a predicted model, not a curated record. Gene Ontology annotation, biological process: regulation of DNA-templated transcription.